Momordica charantia (bitter melon) is the source of this 1253-nucleotide messenger RNA. Its product is annotated as protein POLYCHOME. NCBI's taxonomy places the organism in Eukaryota, Viridiplantae, Streptophyta, Magnoliopsida, Cucurbitales, Cucurbitaceae. Gene Ontology annotation, cellular component: nucleus. The record is from RefSeq and is a predicted model, not a curated record. Gene Ontology annotation, biological process: regulation of nuclear division; negative regulation of ubiquitin protein ligase activity.
UCGCCCUCUCUCAGCAGCUCCAUCUUCUUCCCUCUCUCACUUUUCGCUGCGCAACUCAGAACCACAGCGCCAUCGCCAUUUUUGAUCUUCUGGUCAAACAAAUUAUUCUCCCCACUGGAAUCUCACGUUCCAUAAUGUCGGAGUCGAGGGACAGAUUGGAGAGGCAAGUCGACUAUGCCGAGUUCUUUGUAACUCGGAGAKCGGGAGGCAUUUUGGUCGAUCCUGAGGUGACUCCGGUUGUGCGACCCACUGCGACGACUACAGCUCCUCAAAGACCUUCGAAUCUCGGCCCCGGGGGAGGCGGCGUGCCUCUGAGACGCAGUUUUGGGUCUCCUAUUUCUGGAGGAAUUGGACGGAAUCGAUUUCUUUACAGAUCUCCGGUGAUGAACCGCGAAAAUGCGGCGGCGGGGAGUUCCCGGCGGAGUAGAUCUAGGGGGAGGAACAGCGUGUUACCUAGUUGGUACCCAAGAACCCCUCUCCGCGACAUAACGGCAGUUGUGAGGGCAAUUGAACGGACAAGAGCUCGCUUGAGAGAGAACGARGGCCAAGGAAGUGACAAUACUCCAGCUCCCUCGGACCAAAGAGCUAUAGAUUCUAGCGCAUCUGUGGCAGGUGAUCAUCAAGAGCCAAGUAUCUCUCUGAUCACCCCAAAACCAACCGUAGGAGGAGUAAAAAAGAUUCUGCGUGGAAUUGCGAACCAGAACGCGGGAGAAGCCGAGUUUCUGACUCCCCAGAAGAAGCUCUUGAACUCCAUAGACAAAGUGGAGAAGGUAGUAAUGGAGGAACUGGAGAAAUUGAAGAAGACGCCGAGUGCCAAGAGGGCAGAGAGGGAAAAAAGAGUUCGCACUCUGAUGUCAUUUCGUUGAUUCAGUUCAACAUAAACACUACCAGAAUUGGAGUGAUCAGAUCAGACAAUCAAAUUCUUUCAGAAUUCAUAUCAUAUAUGCAAUCAUCUGCUGAUGAUUACUUGGUAAAGAGCGCUGUUUGAUCAAAGAGAGGGGGUAGAGAAGAGAKAUCCUCAUCUUCUGAUGAGAUCUCCAGAGGGGUAUGUUACUUUUCCUGUUAAAUGAAUCAUUUUCAUUUGCAAAAACUAUGUUUCCUUUAGAUGUUUGUAAGCAUUUACAAGAUAGGCUGCCCUUUUUUUUUGUUUACUAUAGAUAUAGAUAGAUAUGCAGGCCUUUUUUUGGGCAGUAGAAAUAAUGUAAAUAGAAAUCUUAUUCAACUCUACUUUGACUUGAGUAUUUUGUCUCUAA